GUUUACUUACAGUAGUCUAUUUUAAUAUCCAAUGCGACCUACUUUCACACUACGUUCUUUUUUCCUCCCUUCGUGACUACUUUCUUCUGGCUUCGAGCCUGCGUUUAAUUCUUGGGGAAAAUGUUGGAGUUCAUGGAAUAUGUUCAGCAAGCCUUCUACGACACCACUCACUGGGAUCGUGAGAAUUCCUAUUCGCAAUUGACAGCUACUGCGAGAGGUAAGUAACAACAAUCGCGCGCAUUUCUGGAUGCCUAUGCUAAUUGAUGGUCUGCAGAUUUACUAGAAUUCCAGACUCCCCGCGGCUUCGGUCUAAGUCUUUCCUCGCUCUCCUCCCCGAACUUUGCCACUUCAUACGCCAUUGGAAGUGUAGGUCUUGUUGAUGGCUCAUUAUCCUACCUCUACACUUCGCGACCUUUACAUGCCUCAUCGCAGAGUGGAAAUGUGGAAUUAAAGUCAGUAAUACAAGGGUAUCGACAAAUUCAAGAAUUACGCCGACGCGAUGAAGCUUGGAUGUGGGAGGAAUGGCACAAUGGGAGACGAAUCGACAAACGAGACUCGUUAUUUUAUGGCCGAUUGUACCUACCACAGAGCACCUUGGAGGCCUUGUACCUAUCAAGAUUGAGUCCGACUCAGCAAGUCCGACUUUCAGCCGUUAGCAACAGUCAAAUGAAGAAUGGCGCAACCAUAUUGGCUCUGCACCAAUAUGACGUGGGAAAAUACAGUGCAGAAACUCUGUAUUCGACAGAUGGAGGUCUCAUUGGUGUUCGAGGAUUAUACAACUUUGGGACCGAUCCUAGAAAGGAAAUCAGAGAACGGGAACCUCCCAGAACUGAAGAUCGAUUUUAUGGCCGAUUCAGUGCAGGUGCCGAGAUGUAUUAUGGCUCGCUGAAUAAAUCCGGAGGUGUCAGUUUAGGGGGAAGGUUUGCUACUCUUCCGGCGCAUAGUGGUACACCACUUACGGCGACUUUGACGCUGAAUCCGUUGAUGGGCAAUAUUAGCACGACAUAUGCUGUCAAAGCUGGGAAUAACUUGGCAUUGUGCUCGAAAUUCGAUUUUAACGUCUAUAGUUAUGAGAGUGAUCUUAUGCUUGGAUGUGAAUUAUGGAGGAUGAAAGCAAGAUCACCAAGAGUUAGAGAGAGGAGUAUGGCUGCAAAACUCGAGUGGAGGCUUGAUCCUUUUGAAGAAAAAGCAACACCGGAACCAGAGCAAGUUUUAGGGGUCUUGAAAGCCAGGGUCGACCAGAAUUGGAAAAUUGGCCUGCUUUGGGAGGGCAGGGUCAAGGAGAUUCUGUUUGCUUUAGGAUCAUCGAUCGAUAUGAAGAGAAGGGAUCAGCCAUUCAGAGCCAUUGGAUUGGAGCUGCAGUACUCAUCGUGAGAGUCAUGGCGUGGAGUUGCAAUCUACAAGGUCAAACCACCGAAGGUUGUCUAUACAAACACAUGGCCGUGCCUAAUUCGCAUACUCAGUUGUACCACACGCACGGGUUCUACCAGAAGGCUUGGGAAAUGUCCUGAGCCAUGCAGCGCCUGCUUCCCAGGCAGAUAUUCCUAUUCCGAAUUGGUGAUACUCAGCCAAGUCGAAUCAGAAAAGUGGCAGAGAAGCCGCGUAUUCAAAUGAAUAGUAAGCUUGGGGAAGGUGUCACACAUCCUGAGAAGGAAGCGCGCCAAUACUGCGGCAACGCAAUCGCACUGUGUUACAAGAGGGUCCUAUUGGAAGGACAGGAAGACCACUGUGGCUUAUCGUAGCCGGUCUUGCAUAGGAAAUGCAAGUCAAGUCGCCCAGGUAUAUCUCCGGGUUCUUCUAAGAAGGAUGACAAUAUCGAAAGACAUUGCACAAAGUAUCAUGCUUAUCCUACACCAAGUGCUCCUUGUGUCACGCUUCCAUACUAAGUGUUCGAUAUCCCUCUCCCGGAACAAGCCAUACUUAGCGAUGCAUUACAGGCUAUAUAUUCGUUUUCGAUUGCACACGUGGAAGCGUUCAUCCCGAGAGGCGGUAUCGUACCUUGGUGGUACAGCCCGCGCUGCCCGCUGUCUUGUUGAACCAUUGCUGCAUGGGGAGAGUAUGUCGCUGCAAUGUGGAGUAAGUUUACACUGCACGCGAUGAAUUUGAGCCCGGAGAGACAUGCCUCAAAGUGCUCUGUGUAUUAAGCUGCCGGCGACUUCUUGCUCGGCGAGGUCAGUAGUACUAGACUAGAUGCUGCCACUAUCACUGCCUCGCAUGCCUUGGCGAAUAAGUGUCUUCCGCCUCUGGCGCCCCCCAAAUAAAGAAUAUAUAGCAGUAUCAAAUCUGGGGUCUUGGGCAUCUCUCAACUUGGGGCGGAGUUGGAAAUAGGGACACAGCCAAGGUUAUUGUUAUUCUUUCCCGUCCAUCCCUCCUUCUGCAGUCAUUGUACAUGAUGCAUGCGUGGUGCAUUUGUGUGACAUUGUUACACUGCUAGCCAUACCUAUGGCAGAAUAGAGCCGCAAUUUAAAAAAAGUUUCCGGGGCGCAUCUCGUCCACUCGGCAAGCAGCGUGUGGGGGAUGGAGAGUUUGGGAGGGAUGAUUUAUUGGGAUGCUGACACGGUGCGAGUUGACAGGUGCUCUGAUUCCGUCAGCACUUGGGCUCUGCAUCUCCCAGUUUGCGGUUGUGAAAGGAGAGAUGUCGAGAUCCAUUCGCUAGCCCGUCGUCCCCGUC
Molecule: messenger RNA, 2671 nt
Organism: Hymenoscyphus albidus
Lineage: Eukaryota; Fungi; Ascomycota; Leotiomycetes; Helotiales; Helotiaceae
Source: the annotation of a GenBank genome assembly